Acomys russatus (golden spiny mouse) is the source of this 877-nucleotide messenger RNA. RefSeq names its product partitioning defective 3 homolog. Gene Ontology annotation, cellular component: cell cortex; apical plasma membrane; adherens junction. The transcript has 5 exons. Gene Ontology annotation, biological process: establishment or maintenance of epithelial cell apical/basal polarity; establishment of centrosome localization; microtubule cytoskeleton organization. NCBI's taxonomy places the organism in Eukaryota, Metazoa, Chordata, Mammalia, Rodentia, Muridae. The annotation marks the transcript as partial. Gene Ontology annotation, molecular function: phosphatidylinositol binding. The record is from RefSeq and is a predicted model, not a curated record.
AAAUCUUAAAAAAUCUUUUUCUAUACAUAUUUUCCUCCUGCGGCUGUAACCUGACACAGCUUCCUAGGAGGUGUUGAAUAAAGUGCCACUGAAGGUUGGUCAUUAGGCGAAGCUGACAGAACAAAUUCUUCAGGGGUAGGUUGGAAAGUUCUAGUUCAUUUGAGGCCUGGCUGGACGCAAGCCUUAGGAAGCUGUUAUCCAGGCCCCGUGCUGCUAACUAGCCUCCAAGAUUCACUUCCGUCUGUCCCUUUCUCCGCAGCUGCGAUCUCCUGGGAGCCCGGCUGCCCCUGAGCUGCCCAUCGAAAGCGAGCUGGAUGCCCGAGAGCGCAGGAUCUCGCACUCCCUCUACGGAGGGAUUGAGGGGCUGGAAGAGUCGCCCAGCAGGAAUGCCGCACUCAGCAGGAUAAUGGGUGAGUCAGGUAAAUGCCAGCUGUCCCCCACGGUGAACAUGCCACAUGAUGACACCGUUAUGAUCGAAGAUGACAGGCUGCCGGUGCUCCCACCUCACCUCUCUGACCAGUCCUCCUCCAGCUCCCACGAUGAUGUGGGAUUCAUAAUGACGGAGGCCGGCACGUGGGCCAGGGCUGUCAUCAGCGACUCAGCCGACUGCUCUUUGAGUCCAGAUGUUGAUCCCGUUCUUGCUUUUCAACGAGAAGGAUUUGGACGCCAGAGUAUGUCAGAAAAACGCACAAAGCAAUUUUCAGAUGCCAGUCAAUUGGAUUUCGUUAAAACACGGAAGUCAAAGAGCAUGGAUUUAGUAGCUGACGAGACUAAACUCAAUACAGUGGAUGACCAGAGAGCAGGCUCCCCGAGUAGAGACGUGGGGCCCUCCUUGGGUCUGAAGAAAUCCAGCUCCUUAGAAAGCCUGCAGACUGCC